Durusdinium trenchii is the source of this 506-nucleotide messenger RNA. The record is from the annotation of a GenBank genome assembly. Lineage: Eukaryota; Dinophyceae; Suessiales; Symbiodiniaceae.
UCGUCUCAGCUCAUGCGCUUGGUUGGGUCAGGUCUUGAGUCUUGAGGUUGAAGAACAACCUCGCGCCUCGUGCCAUGUUCCGCUGCAGCUUUGUAACCACACCAGCUGAUCUGGCUCAUACAGACUUGGGGCAGAACAUCCCAGAAGAUCCCACGGAACGUGUGGAGAAGGCCGGCGCCUUGCUGGAGAACCUGGGCCGCUCCCUCCAAACGGUCCGCGACAACGCCAACGAGUUGGCCAACGCUGGGGCGGUGCUGGCCGAACGUGGCGACCGCCUGGCAGACGUGGCCAGCUACCUGCGGGAGGCGCAGGCGCAUAGUGGGAAGAUGCAGGGGAACAUCAAGGAGAUCUUGGAGUUGGUAAAAGGAAUGCAAAACCACCCAGAGACGGAGUCCAGCGUGAACUGGUGCAUGUGCCUCAUGGUUCCUCCGUGGCAGUCUGGAGCCAAGGGCCCCUUGGGCUCUCGUGGCUUUGACAAUCUGCAUGCCUUCCUUUAAAUGUGCAGC